Molecule: messenger RNA, 1168 nt
Organism: Aphis gossypii (cotton aphid)
Lineage: Eukaryota; Metazoa; Arthropoda; Insecta; Hemiptera; Aphididae
Product: E3 ubiquitin-protein ligase sina-like
Exons: 1
Coding region: 35-811 (258 amino acids)
Molecular function (GO): zinc ion binding
Source: RefSeq, a predicted model, not a curated record
GCCGCUUUGUCUGUAACGUAGCCGUGAUUUUGUAAUGACAACUUUGGAGGAGCAGGCGAUUUUAACUUCGACGGAUGCUGUGGCGGUAGAGUCGUCGUCGACGUCACCGAGAUCAACAACUCAAAAUAAUUCGCAAACAACAACAGCUGCAGACGGGUCGACGUUGUUGUCGUCGGUGGAGGUGAUUUCCGUUUCGAUGCAGACGUCCGAUUCGGACGAAAUCGUGACCAUCUCCCGGCAGAUCCGUCGUGCGCUGGAAUGUCCAAUAUGCCUGACGCUAGUGUCGGUCAUAGCGUGCUACUGCCCCGACGGGCACGCGAUGUGCGAACCGUGCAUGCUGACGCUGCUAAACACGAACAGCGCCCGAGAAAAUCCCUGCCCGCUGUGCCGGACGUUGAUGUUGCAGUCGUUGGGCACGUCGACUACGGUCGUCAAACUGACCGAGUCGUCUACUCUGGUGAAGGUGACGUGCUCCAACUGGCAGCACGGGUGCACCGAACUUAUUUCCGUCCGGUGCGUCAGCAAUCACGAGUCCGAAUGUCCGCACGUGCCGACCAUCCUGCAGUGCCAGGUGACCAUGUGCCAGUGGCUGGGCAUGUACGAACAGUUGUUCGAGCACGUGUCAAGCUCGCAUUCUGGACUGUGGCAAAUGAUAUUAUUAAAACAUCGAAACUAUAUAUUUAUUAUAUUUACUACCUAUACUCCCCCUUCCCGUAUAACUGCCAAGGCGAUGAUACAGACCCGUCGAAAUGCACCAUCUCACUCCUCUAGUUUACACGAAUAUUGCGUAAAACACGCUAUUGACGUGUGAAAAAGGUUUUUCGUUUUUUCUCAUCGACAUAAUAUUAAUAAAAAACAAAUACCUAAUUAUUUUAAUUAUUUUAAACACACACUCUCGUGUUUUCAGCAAAACCAUCUGAAAGUGAACGAUUUAAAAGACAUAAUAAAGAAUCAACGCCGGACAUACCUGGCCCAGUCGACGUACGGCAUGAUCUGGGUGAUGAUAUCCCGGAUCUCUCGGUCCCGCAUCCAGGCGGCACUGUUCAUGGUGAACAACCAUCGAAGCGAAAAGAAUGACGUCGACAAGGUGCCGCCGGACGCACGGUAUCGUAUCACGUGUUUCGACGAAAACGACCGCUUAAGGACCAAGCAGGACGAGAGUGAUUAA